Salpingoeca rosetta is the source of this 1494-nucleotide messenger RNA. RefSeq lists its product as uncharacterized. NCBI's taxonomy places the organism in Eukaryota, Choanoflagellata, Craspedida, Salpingoecidae. The coding region runs from base 158 to 1150 and encodes 330 amino acids. The record is from RefSeq and is a predicted model, not a curated record. The transcript has 10 exons.
UUUUCCUUUUUUGCCUCACUCACGUCACACCUACCUGCCUGUCUUCUUCUCGCUCUCCGAUCUCUGUGAUCUCUCCAACGCACACACACACGCUCUCCCACAGUGCUUGUGCUCACCACCAAACAAGAAGAACCAGCUAACACCCCCCAACUCGAAGAUGUCCAUGAUGCGAUUCGCUCGUAUGAAGCAGGCCUCCGCUGCCUUGCUGGGUGCUGCUGGCCGUUGCCGUGGCUCACCACAAGCCGUGCUUGCUGCUGCUGGCGUUCGCCUCUUCCACUGCCCCGUCAGCGAGCAGGUUGUGGGCGACAUUGAGCUCACAGACGAAGACAUCAACGCCUACGAUCGCAAAGGAUUCAUUCGGGUGCCGCAGAUCCUGAGCGCAUCGCAGCUCGAGAAGUGGCGCACGGCCGUGGACGAGGCUGUUGCUGAGCGUGCAAACAGCCCUGUCACCCACGGCGCUGAGGAGGAGCGUGCAGACAAUGUCUUCCUGCAGCGCGUCAACCUGUGGGAGACGCAUGAGUCGCUGGCCACCAUCCUGUCCAAUGCCAAAGAAGUGCUGGGGCGUAUGGCCUGCCAGCUUGAGGGCAUCUCCGGCGUUCGCGUGUACCACGACCGCGCCAUGUACGAGCCCGCGUUUGCCGAUCAGCUGCCCUGGACGGUUGACAUGCCCCACUGGUCCUUCACAUCCCCGCACGCGCUCUCCAUCUGGAUUGCCCUCGACGACAUCACGCCAGAGAGCGGUUGCAUGUACUUUCUCCCAGGGAGCCACAAGAUCAUCGAAGAAGUUGCCCAACGCGAGGGCAAGUACCGCGACGUUGGCCGCGGAAAGUACAUGCGCAAGAUCUUUGAUGAGGUGCCUGAACUGCUCGAAUCGGGCAAGGACGCAAUGGCGGUGGAUCUCAAGGCCGGCGACUGCAUCUUCCACAAUGGCCGUGUCGUGUAUGCCUCGGGCCCGAACAUGACCUCCAGUCCGCGCCGCGCCAUGACCAUCCAGCUGAUGCCAUUUGGGUGCACCUUCAACGGCCGCCGCAGCUUCCUCACUGAGGAGGAAUUCAAGGCCCUCAAGGUUGGGGACAGCCUUGACGAUGACAAGAGCCAUCCCAUCCUGUACACCGUGCCAGAGGAGCAGGACACCAGCAGCAGCGCGUAAUGUCCCUGCUCACCCCACUGACGCGUGGGGACACUUUGACGCACGUGAAUGGAGUUAACAGCAGUCGGCGUGCCAGUCCGUGGUUGUGGGUGGUUGGCAUGUACACGCCCGCGUGUCUUGAAGACACAUCCCAAUUGCCCCCCCCCCUGUGUGUCUGUGUGUCACGCUGUAUUCCUUGAUUUUUUCUUUCUUUCUUUUCUGAGUGGUUUCCUUUUUCUGCAAAAUGAUUGCAUUCAUUGUUGUAUGUGAUGGGUGCCCUGUUUGCUUGCCUGCUUUGCGUUGAUGCUGCUGCUGCUGCUGUUGCUGCUGCUGUCAAUACCCAAAACCAAAUCAAACAACACCAG